AUGUCAUGCAAAACUGGAAGGAGGACUCCUUCUUUGGCUCUCAGUUUCUGAACGGCCUCAACCCCAUGAUGAUCAGACGCAUCGAAUCUCUGCCUGACAAGUUUCCUGUCAAAAACCACAUGGUCUUCCCAGAUGGUAACGACACCCUGGGAUCUGAAAUGGAGAAAGGAAACAUUUUCCUGUGUGACUACAGUAUCCUGGAUGGAGUGGAAGCAAACACCAUCAAUGACAAGCAGCAGUACCUGACUGCUCCCCUGGUUCUGCUCCACAAGAACCACAAUGAUGAAAUGAUGCCCAUCGCUAUUCAGCUGAAGCAGAAACCCGGAGAGGACAACCCCAUCUUUCUUCCCUCUGACUCUGAGCUGGACUGGCUGUUGGCAAAGCUGUAUGUGAGAAGUGCAGAUUUCAACCUGCAUGAGCUCAACUCUCACCUGCUGCGCACUCACCUGCUGGCUGAGGUCUUUGCCGUUGCUCUAAAGAGAAACUUACCCAGAGUUCAUCCUGUUUUCAAGAUCCUCAUCCGUCACACACGCUACACUCUGCAGAUCAACCUCAACGCUCGACAGAGUCUCAUCUCUGAGAAUGGAGUUUUCACCAAAUUUACAGCUUCUGGUGGAAAUGGUAUGGUCACCAUCCUGGAGAGAUCUCUCUCCAACCUCACCUACAAGUCUCUCUGCAUACCUGACGACAUCAAGGAGCGAGGUCUGGAAGAUGUGAAAAACUUCCACUACAGAGAUGAUGGACUGAAGCUGUGGGACAUCAUGCACAGCUUUGUGAAGGAUACUCUCAGCUACUACUAUAAGGACGACAGCGACGUUGAAAAUGACAAGGAACUGCAGGAAUGGAUCCAGGAAAUCUUUGAACAUGGAUUUCUGAGUAAAACAGGAACUGGAAUCCCACAGAAAUUUAAAACUAAACAGGAGCUGUUCAAGUUUGUUACCAUGGUGAUGUUCACCUGCUCUGCCCAGCAUGCAGCUGUGAACUCUGGACAGUUGGACUUUUAUGGCUGGAUGCCCAACGGCCCCUCCACCAUGGAGGAGCCCCCACCCACCAAAAAGAACACUGUGGAUGAGGCCACCAUCCUGAAGACACUCCCUGACAUGGAAACAAUAGUGAAAGGCAUGGAAACUGUCUAUGUGCUCAGCACACAGGCCUGUGACUCAAUCUCGCUUCCGGAUUUCAAACGGAAGUAUUUCACCGAAAACAUUCCUUGUGAAAACAUCCUCAAUUUCCAAAAGAACCUCAGAAAGUUGAGUAAAAAGAUCCAGAAAAGAAACGAAGGUCUGGAUCUGCCGUACACCUACCUGGACCCAGAAAAGGUGGAGAACAGUGUGAGCAUCUAGAGCAGGGGUGCCCAAACUUUUCUGCUCUAAAGGCCAAAAUCUAAAUGUGAUCCUGAACCGUGGGUCAAAUACAGCAUUGCAUGUCAUUAAUUAAAAGCAGAAAACAAAGAA
Molecule: messenger RNA, 1454 nt
Organism: Oryzias latipes (Japanese medaka)
Lineage: Eukaryota; Metazoa; Chordata; Actinopteri; Beloniformes; Adrianichthyidae
Product: polyunsaturated fatty acid lipoxygenase ALOX8-like
Biological process (GO): lipid oxidation
Molecular function (GO): oxidoreductase activity, acting on single donors with incorporation of molecular oxygen, incorporation of two atoms of oxygen; iron ion binding
Source: RefSeq, a predicted model, not a curated record